This is a messenger RNA of Caenorhabditis remanei, 363 nucleotides long. RefSeq lists its product as uncharacterized. Bases 1 to 363 code for a protein of 120 amino acids. The record is from RefSeq and is a predicted model, not a curated record. The transcript is spliced from 2 exons. Lineage: Eukaryota; Metazoa; Nematoda; Chromadorea; Rhabditida; Rhabditidae.
AUGGAAAUUGCUAGAGUACAAGUUGCAAUAUUCUUGACUGCAGUGAGCACUAACAACACGGAAGUGGUUCUGGAACUGUUAAAAACUACUACUGAUGACCAGAAAAAUGUGGACAACUUCAUCAAUAUAUUCCGAGGAAUCUCCAUUGAGGUAACAUCUGCAGAAUUCAACAACGUCGGAGACAUCACUUUGAAAGUUUUGAUUGCUGACAUGCUUCCAGUAGUAAUGGUUAUGACUAAGAACAACGACAGCCUGACUAGAUGGAAAUUUACUGAACUCAAAGGUCAUAAGCCCGGAUCGGAUUCACAGAAAAUAUUCCCCAAGUUUAAUAUGUCUGAGUUGGGCUCCUCUGGUGUUCCAUGA